Dendrobium catenatum is the source of this 282-nucleotide messenger RNA. RefSeq names its product late embryogenesis abundant protein 1-like. The transcript has a single exon. The record is from RefSeq and is a predicted model, not a curated record. Bases 1 to 282 code for a protein of 93 amino acids. NCBI's taxonomy places the organism in Eukaryota, Viridiplantae, Streptophyta, Magnoliopsida, Asparagales, Orchidaceae.
AUGUCGACUGGCGACAAGGCUGCCUUUCACGCCGGCGAGGCCAAAGGCCAAACUCAGGAGAAAACGGAUAAUUUGUUCGGAAAAGCUUCGAACGCGGCUUCUGGAGCUAAGGACAAGACGGCAGAGACGGCGCAGGCGGCAAAGGAUCAUGCAGUAGAGGGAAAGGACAAUGCUGGUGGCUUUCUACAGCAGACUGGAGAGAAAUUGAAGAACGCGGCGCAGGGAACUACCGACGCUGUGAAGAACACUUUGGGAAUUGGAGAGGAGAAUAAGGGAAACUAG